Clunio marinus is the source of this 660-nucleotide messenger RNA. The record is from the annotation of a GenBank genome assembly. NCBI's taxonomy places the organism in Eukaryota, Metazoa, Arthropoda, Insecta, Diptera, Chironomidae.
AUGUUAUUUCUUCGCACUCUUCCCUCGUCUAACGUUGAACAUGAAGCCGUGAGUUCAUGCCAAGUCGUCGUUAUUUCGUCUUUGCAACCAAGCGAACGUCAUCAGAAAAAGUUAACUAAACAUGAAGAUAUUUCUUCAACGAGGGUCAUGACAUGGCACGUUGCUUCUGUUUCAUUACGUAACCUUUCGCCAGCAUCUUCAGGAUCAUUAGGAAAUAUCGUUGAAGCAAGCUUCUGCAAUAUGGUUUUAGAAGCUGCAAAUAAGAAAAACGGCAAGGAAAGGUCUUCAGAUUUAUUUACAAAACGAGCUCUAUCAGAGUUUGAAGUCAAUGGAGCGAACUCGUAUUUAGAUCCGUACAUCAUUCACAAUAAACGUGAUGCAUCAAUUUUCUUUGGUAUUUCUUGGUUAUCGUCUGUCUGUUUAAUGUGGUGCGGUGAGAAAGCUAAACCACAAAUUUUGACAUUAAAACUAUCGAACAAAACCAAAACUACAAACGAAACGUUCAAAUUGGAUUUCGUUUUAGAUGAAGGUAGAUAUGGUUUUAAAAGUUUGUUACACUUUCACUUUGUUUGGCUGUUGACAGUUGGCAGUUGCUUGCAAACAUUAAAAUUCCAUAAAAUCAGGUCAACAGAUUUAAAUGAGAUUCACAACUUAACUUAA